Messenger RNA from Lytechinus variegatus (green sea urchin), 2082 nucleotides. It is a transcript of the gene idh2, whose product is annotated as isocitrate dehydrogenase [NADP], mitochondrial-like. Gene Ontology annotation, biological process: isocitrate metabolic process. Gene Ontology annotation, molecular function: magnesium ion binding; isocitrate dehydrogenase (NADP+) activity; NAD binding. Lineage: Eukaryota; Metazoa; Echinodermata; Echinoidea; Temnopleuroida; Toxopneustidae. The record is from RefSeq and is a predicted model, not a curated record. Bases 151 to 1503 code for a protein of 450 amino acids. Gene Ontology annotation, cellular component: mitochondrion. The transcript has 10 exons.
ACCACGUGAAAAUCGAUCAAAGACAUGACAGCUCACUGCUGACGUGACCCGCGAAAUCGCACCGUAUAUACCGUAUACCGCCAGGUUAUCCAUUUCUUGGUACUUCCUCUGCACGUUCUCCUUCUCUGCCUCCUCCAGAAAAACGUAAAAAUGGCCGGGUCCCUUGCAAAAUUAGGCCGUGCUUUUGUUGCAGCAGCAAGGACUGAAUCACCUCGAUGUGUCCAGCCUGUUUCUGUCGCAGUAAGUUCCACUCAGCAAAGAAAUUAUUCUGAUAGGAAGCGGAUUGAGGUAGCCAAGCCUGUGGUCGAGCUCGAUGGCGAUGAGAUGACAAGAGUUAUCUGGGAGAAGAUCAAGGAAACGUUGAUCUUUCCCUACCUGAAUGUUGAAUGCUUAUACUAUGACUUGGGUCUUCCUUACCGUGACCAAACCAAUGACCAAGUCACCGUCGAUGCUGCUAUGGCCAUCAAGGAACAUAACGUCGGAAUCAAGUGUGCUACCAUCACUCCAGAUGAAGAACGUGUAGUGGAAUUUAACCUGAAGGAGAUGUGGAAGUCUCCUAAUGGAACGUUGAGGAACAUCCUUGGAGGAACAGUAUUCCGUGAGCCCAUCCUCUGUGAUACCAUCCCCCGUCUGGUUCCUGGUUGGACCAAGCCCAUCACCAUCGGCCGUCAUGCUUUUGGCGACCAGUACCGUGCGACAGACAUGGUGAUCAAGGAACCAGGUAAAUUUGAGCUUGUCUUCACCCCAGCGAGUGGAGGAGAGCCCACAAGGACAGAGGUCUUCAACUUCCCAGGAGGUGGAUGUGGUAUGGCCAUGUACAACACAGAUGAGUCCAUCACAGGGUUUGCACACAGUUGUUUCCAGUAUGCUCUAGCCAAGAAGUGGCCUCUUUACAUGAGCACAAAGAAUACCAUCCUCAAGAAAUACGAUGGAAGAUUCAAAGAUAUCUUUGAAGAGAUCUAUCAAGCGAACUACAAGAAGGACUAUGAUGCAGCAGGUAUCUGGUAUGAACAUCGUCUUAUUGAUGACAUGGUAGCUCAAGCUCUCAAGUCAAGCGGAGAGUUUGUGUGGGCUUGUAAGAACUACGAUGGUGAUGUCCAGUCAGACGUCGUUGCUCAAGGUUAUGGAUCUCUAGGAUUGAUGACCAGUGUGCUAGUAUGUCCAGAUGGUAAGACCAUUGAAGCUGAAGCAGCCCACGGAACAGUCACGCGGCACUACAGAGAACAUCAAAAGGGCAACCCAACCAGCACCAACCCCAUUGCCAGUAUAUUUGCAUGGACCCGUGGUCUGGAGCACAGGGCCAAGCUUGACGGCAACGAUGACCUGAGGCGCUUCUGUACCACCCUGGAGAAGGUCUGCGUGGACACUGUAGACUCUGGCAAGAUGACCAAGGACUUGGCUGGUUGUAUCUAUGGGCUGAAGAAUGUGAAACCAGAGCAUUACCUCAACACUAUGGAUUUCCUCAAUGCCAUCUCUGAGAACCUGGACAAAGCUCUGAAGUAAAGGUGUAACCUUACCCAAACCAAAGAUACAUACAUCAACCCGUCCCUAGACGAAGGCAGCUUGUGUCUUCGUUGCCCCGGAUUAAAUAUUGAAUACUACACAGAUAUCACCUCACAAACUCUCACACCUUCUUGAAUUUUACUUGACAAUCAACUGAAAUGAAAGUCUGAUUGUUAAGGACGAGAUGUAUUUGUUGUGCUUGGAAUACAUUGGCAAGGAUGUUUGAUGUAUGCUGGUGUGGUGAGAUUGGACAAAGAUAUUGAUCAUUCCUAGUUUAAGGGAUGAACUUGUGGUAAGGGAGGGCCAAGGACAUCUAGAAUUUGUAUUCCCUUUUUACUUAUACUGAAAUCAUUCAUAUUUUAGUUCAAGAUUUUCCAGUUAAAUUUGUGUUAUUUCCCCAGGACCUAUGUCAGUUGCAAUUAUAAAAAAUGAUGAUUUACGUGUAGCUUCAAUAAAACAAACAUUUAGAAAAAACAUUGAUAUUUGAAUCAUGUUAACAGUAACCCAUCUUCAUAACACAUUGCAUAAUACUCUAACUCUGAAUGCCCUGGAAGAAAUUUAAACAUAUCCAUUCUAAUU